Messenger RNA from Synchytrium microbalum, 585 nucleotides. RefSeq lists its product as uncharacterized. Bases 1 to 585 code for a protein of 194 amino acids. NCBI's taxonomy places the organism in Eukaryota, Fungi, Chytridiomycota, Chytridiomycetes, Synchytriales, Synchytriaceae. The record is from RefSeq and is a predicted model, not a curated record. Gene Ontology annotation, molecular function: GTPase activity; GDP binding; GTP binding. Gene Ontology annotation, biological process: signal transduction. Gene Ontology annotation, cellular component: plasma membrane. The transcript has 2 exons.
AUGUCCCGAAUGAAUUUGGUCAAGGAGUACAAAAUUGUAGUAGUCGGAGGAGGAGGUGUCGGCAAGUCUGCACUCACCAUUCAAUUCAUCCAAUCUCAAUUCGUCGAUGAAUACGACCCAACCAUUGAAGACUCGUACCGAAAACAAUGUGUCAUUGAUUCCGAAACUGCUCUAUUGGAUGUCCUGGACACAGCCGGCCAAGAAGAAUACUCUGCCAUGCGAGAGCAGUACAUGAGAUCAGGAGAAGGGUUCUUACUCGUAUAUUCCAUGACUUCAAGGUCUUCAUUUGAAGAAAUCCAAACCUUCCACCAACAAAUCUUGCGAGUCAAGGAACGAGACUGGUUUCCCGUAGUGCUUGUUGGAAACAAGUGUGAUUUGGAAUCUGAAAGAUCAGUGUCUCAAGAUGAAGGACGAGCACUUGCCAAACAAUACAACUGUCGCUUCUUGGAAACUUCUGCCAGGAAUAAGAUUAACGUUGAUGAAGCCUUUUAUGCCUUGGUACGAGCUAUUCGAGAUGAAUUGAAAAAGAGUGGUGGUGGAGAUGGUAGAAAAAAGGCAAAGAAGACACGUUGUGAAAUCAUGUAA